Messenger RNA from Octodon degus (degu), 2260 nucleotides. RefSeq names its product T-box 19 (gene Tbx19). Lineage: Eukaryota; Metazoa; Chordata; Mammalia; Rodentia; Octodontidae. Gene Ontology annotation, molecular function: RNA polymerase II cis-regulatory region sequence-specific DNA binding; DNA-binding transcription factor activity, RNA polymerase II-specific. The coding region runs from base 206 to 1552 and encodes 448 amino acids. The record is from RefSeq and is a predicted model, not a curated record. Gene Ontology annotation, cellular component: nucleus. The transcript has 8 exons. Gene Ontology annotation, biological process: heart morphogenesis; mesoderm formation; cell fate specification.
GCUCCCCAACUGGAGCUUAACAGGUUGGUGGUAUAAUUUGGAGACUUUAAGGGGUGUCACAGUAGGAGCUUAGGCAAGAUUCAGGGCGUCUUCUGGUUCUCCAGACUUGGACCCGCUGGGCUUGGAAAGCAGGCAGGUGAGAGGAGGAAGGAGCUUGAAGCAGGUGAGGUGGGUGACAGUGCGAAGCAAAGUUUGAGAGGGGCCCAUGGCCAUGAGUGAGCUGGGCACACAGAAGACCAGCGAAGGUGCCGUCUCUCGCCUGCUCAAUGUGGUGGAAAGUGAGCUUCAGGCCGGAAGGGAAAAAGGUGACCCCACAGAGAAGCAACUUCAGAUCAUCCUGGAGGAUGCACCCCUGUGGCAGAGGUUCAAGGAAGUCACUAAUGAGAUGAUCGUGACCAAGAACGGCAGACGGAUGUUCCCUGUCCUGAAAAUUAGUGUCACAGGACUGGACCCCAAUGCUAUGUACUCCCUCCUGUUGGACUUUGUCCCUACGGACAGUCACCGCUGGAAGUACGUCAACGGGGAGUGGGUACCCGCGGGCAAGCCUGAGGUCUCCAGCCACAGCUGCGUCUACAUCCACCCCGACUCCCCCAACUUCGGGGCCCACUGGAUGAAGGCUCCCAUCUCCUUCAGCAAGGUGAAGCUGACCAACAAGCUGAACGGAGGUGGGCAGAUAAUGCUGAGUUCUCUGCAUAAGUACGAGCCCCAGGUCCACAUAGUACGUGUCGGGGGUGCCCACCGCAUGGUAAUGAACUGCUCCUUCCCCGAAACCCAGUUCAUUGCUGUGACUGCCUAUCAGAAUGAGGAGAUCACAGCUCUCAAAAUCAAGUACAACCCUUUUGCCAAGGCCUUCUUGGAUGCCAAGGAAAGAAAUCAUCUAAAAGAUGUCCCGGAGGCAGUCCCUGAGGGCCAGCCUGUGGCCUAUUCCCACUUGGGAGGCUGGAUCUUUUCCAACCCAGAUGGUAUGUGCACAGCAGGCAACAGCAGCUACCAGUACGCAGGUCCUCUGCCUCUGCCCACCCCACACACACACCACGGCUGUGAGCACUACGCUGGCCUCCGAGGACGCCGCCAGGUGCCCUACCCCCCGGCCUACGUGCACAGGAGCCAUUCUCCCUCAGUGAACUUGAUAGAAAGUUCAAACAGUAACCUGCAAGUCUUCUCAGGACCUGACAGCUGGAAUUCCUUGUCCUCUCCUCCCCACGCCAGCAUCCUGUCUGUACCCCACACCAGUGGACCAAUCAAUCCAGGGCCCAGCCCUUAUCCGUGCCUGUGGACCAUCAGCAAUGGAGGUGGAGGUCCUGCAGGCUCAGCCCCCGAGAUGCAUGCCAGCAGCCCUGGGGCAUUUCUCCUUGGAAACCCAGCUGUGACUUCACCUCCUUCAGGGCUGCCCACGCAGGCACCAGCUUCAGCAGGUGUGGAGGUUCUGGGAGAGCCUGCACUCACCAGCAUCGCAGUGUCUACCUGGACGGCAGUGGCCUCGCAUCCCUUCCCAGGCUGGGGUGGUCCGAGUGGGAGUGGGCGCCACUCUCCCUCUCCUUUGGACAGCUAGGAAGAAGCUGAGCAGCCUGUGUUGGCAGAGGACCCUGGACGUGUGCAGUGCUGAAAAACCCCAUCUGCUGACUGGGGUCUCCAGGGUCCACUUGUCCUGGAAGUCCUUCUGGAGGUGGGGUGUUGCAGGGGAAUGCCAAACACACCCACUCCCAUCUCCCUGCCAUAUUCCUCUGCAAUCCCAUUUUCUCUGGGUUCAACCCUGCCAUUGUUAGAUGUGGUGAAACUUCACCCAUCACUUCUUGGUUUCCUUCCCCUGGAAAGCUGAUGAGAUGAUACAAUUGAUCAUGUGCUACAGUAGUGUGUCUGUAGUUGAGGGGAUGAGGCCACCUCCCUCCCUGGCUCUGCUCCCACCCUUUUCUGGGCUUCAGCUCCCUGUAUCAACCUUUACUUCUUGUUCCACCAGAGCAUUCCUAGUCACUGCCCUUUCCCUUCUGGAUGCCUCUGCCAGUCCCUGGAAUGGCCCUCCCUCCCCACUUCACCAGUGUGACUCUGUCCACCCCUCUGGGGUCCUGUGGGAGCAAUGCUUGUGAAUCCAUGCAGCUGGUGAAACGCACCUUUCCUCAAUGGUUGCUCUCCCUGGUCACAGAGCUCACAUCCUUCUGUUUUGCAUUUUUGUUACCCAUGAGGUUGUCUCUCUUCACUAGAGUAUAUGCUCCUCAAGGGGGAUGCCUGGCCUUCCCACCUUUGUGCCCCUUAACACGCUGCA